This is a messenger RNA of Passer domesticus (house sparrow), 5176 nucleotides long. It is a transcript of the gene ACOD1, whose product is annotated as aconitate decarboxylase 1. Gene Ontology annotation, molecular function: aconitate decarboxylase activity. The record is from RefSeq and is a predicted model, not a curated record. Gene Ontology annotation, cellular component: mitochondrion. The coding region runs from base 2866 to 4194 and encodes 442 amino acids. NCBI's taxonomy places the organism in Eukaryota, Metazoa, Chordata, Aves, Passeriformes, Passeridae. Gene Ontology annotation, biological process: defense response. The transcript has 10 exons.
CUCAUUCCCGGAGGGAGACGCGGCGGAUCGCACCGUCGGGAGCGCCGUCCGAGGGAUGCCCCGCCGGCCGGGGAUAGACCCUGGUGGCGAGGGACACCUCGGCGCGGGUGGGUCCCCUCCAGCCGCCUGACAAGCCGCACUUCACCGUGAGAGCCAGGCUCCUCGUGUCUGCGAGCACAUUUGUGUAUUUAGGUGCCCUUACAGCUCAGAUUUAAUUAGGAUUAAUUAGGUACAUCGGGAUCUGCGUGAAACACAAGCACCUAUUUAACAUGCGUUGGUAGAAAGCGUUUGUUCAGGCUUUUGCUUGAAUUCAAUCAACACUUCUGUGUCUCUGCAAGCAACAGUAGAGAGCUGCUGCCUUGGUGCAUUCAGUUGCUCUCCAGUGGGAGUUCACUGUGCUUUCUUCCUCGAGAGAACAGCUCGGAGGACAGGCAGGUCUGACGAGCGUGAAGACAAUGGUCAGUGCUCUCCUUUCGUGGGGGUGAACGAAGCCCUCUCUGCAAUACCCUGCUGCAAGUGCCCCACCGCAGUGGUCUGUGAAGUAGCAAUCAAAAGAUGCAGAGGCAGGGGGUAGAAGCCCUUCAAAAUUUGAGAAGUGGGAAAGGAAGGAAAGGCAAGUUAGUUUUCGAGAAGCAAGAUAAGUUUGCCCAAGAGAAGAAGAGGAAGAAGAUGAGGAGUUGAGAAACAGAAGUUUUGAAAAGGGAAUGGGUGGUAAAAAAGAAUAAUGUGUCUAGGCAGCACUGACAGGGAGAUACUGUGAUCUAAGGAAGGAGACGGGGUGGUCUGGGGAGCAUGGAAACUCAGAAUUUACAGGAGUUUCAUCUGAACAAGACUAAGAAUAUGGUAACAAAGAUGUGGACCAUUACUUUUUCCAUGUUGAAAAUCCAGUUACCAGAGUUUUGACCAAGUAUUUUCAUUUGUGGGAGUGGAAUGGCAAAGUAGCUUAAUCUGAUGUUUUGCUGACAUUUUGUUACAAGAGGUUGUUUCUCUUUUCUUUCUUUUUUUUUUUUUUUUUUUGGUUUUGGUUGUUUGUUUGGGCUUUUUUUUUUUUGAGAGAAGUAGAAGAGAGGUUAAAACAGUUCUGAAAGAUGAGGGGAAAAAUGAAAUAAUCUUGAAUUAAGUUGUUUUGCUACCCGUUUAAACAGCUGAGUUUGUUGCUGGAGGAAAAAAAAGAGGGGGGAAGUAACGUGAUGUACUGCCACAGUAAUGUACUGCCACACACAGAAUCUUUGUUUUCUUUCUGUAUACUAUUUCAGGGUCAAUUCACCAGAGUAAAAGCACAUGAAAUUUUCACGUGGUGGUUUGCUGGUGACAGUUUUAUGGAGUUGCUUUUACCUCUUGGUCUCUUAAUGUGGCGUCUCCCCCCACAUCACCCUGCUCCCGGCCAUACUUAGCAAGAAGCCACCUCAAGAGCCUCCCACAGAUUCGUAUUUUAAACUCCACUUCCCUAGUGUGGGCUCUCUAUUGAGAGCACUGUGAUUAAACUGUGCACCCAGAGGAUGAGAUCAUAUAAUGCUUGAGCAGGCGCUUAUUCAUAGCAGAACUUGCAGUGGAAGAUUUUCUACCUACCAGCAGGUGAGUCUUAACAAAUGCUCCCAUAUUAAAAAAUGGGGUCUCUAAUUCAUCUGUUAAUUAAAAUGAUUUCAUUUUUCUGGCAUUAGGUGAGUAUCAAUGCAGGUUAAGGGAAAAAAAAAACAAAACACUAACAUAUUCAUUAGACUUGACUGUUUUUGUCUUGAGCUUGUUAGAUUUGAGACCCGGCUUCAUAAAACCUGAGCUUAAUGGAUUCUCCCAGUGCAUAUUUUCAGAAGCUUCACAGAUGAGUAAGUUAUGCUGCUCCUUCAGCCUCUGGCUCGUCAGAGCUCCUCUGCCUGCUUACUGUCUCAUGGGAGGCCAGGUGACAAGGAAGCAGCACCCUGGGAUGUCCAAAGCCACCACAUUGAAGGGUGGGGAGGAGCACAGCUGACACAAUAAGUGAGGAGGAUUGGACUUCGUCUGUGGGUAUUACAAUGGGCAACAUGGGCACCAAACUAUCUCCUACAAGCUGCUGCCAAAGACAGCUUCCUGCUUUUCUUUUGUGGUGAAACAGAAUUGCAUUGGCUCUACCCUGUGGAUGGCUGGUGGCAGGGUGAUUUACACCCCACUGCAAUUGUGCUGGCAGCCCGCAAUGGGCCAUAACAUUUCACUGCUCCUUCAUUUGAGACUCAUUUAAUUCAAUGCGGGGAAAAAAACACACCUCGUGUCUCCUGUCUUCUUGGACUCCCCAAGCUGCCCUUCCUAAGGUUAUAAAACACCAGACCAAAUCAAGAAAAGGAAAAAGAAAAUAAAUGCCCAAACAAAACACAGACUUCGAAACAGACUUCAAAACUGCCCAAUUUGAUUAAAAAAUGAAGUAGCCAGAUUGAAGAAAUAGAAAAAUCUUCGGAUUGUGGAAAGGAGAAAUAAGAAUGGUUUAUUUCUGUAUUAUAUAAACGCCAAAGUCAUGGUGAUGGCAUUGUGCCAUUCAACUAACCCUAGGGCUCCUGCAAUAAUUCAAGGCCAUACAGGAGGGACAUCUUCCAGCUAUUGCAGGGAGGGAAAAGGAGGGGCCAUGUUUGGGAGGGACAAAGCUGAGAGCAAGGGAGAAAGCAUCUGCCCUGAAAGUUGGAGAACAAUUCUGUUAACUCACACAGCUUAUUCCAGCACCUGUGUCAAGCCUUCUGCAGCUGCUGCCAGUCUACAGUGUACACCUGAGCCUGAGGUCUGCAGACCACAGUUUGGAAAUUGGUUUCCCAAGCAUAGACAGUUACAGGAAAUUUUGCCAAAGUGAUUCAUGGUUUGAAUGCAAAUCAGUUGACAGAUCAAGUAAUUCAGAGAAGUAAGCGAAUGAUUCUGGAUACUCUUGGAGUGGGGCUUCUGGGCACCAGCACCGAGGUCUGCCACAGAGUGGCACAGUACAGCAAGAUCUACAGCUCAGAUUUAUCCAGUACCAUCUGGGGCCACUUGGAUUUCCGACUGCCUCCUCUGUAUGCAGCUUUUGUGAAUGGAGUGGCUGUGCACUCAAUGGACUUUGAUGACACCUGGCACCCAGCCACGCACCCAUCUGGGGCUGUGCUCCCCGCAGUGAUUGCACUCUCAGAGGCCUUGCCUCGGAAGAAAAAAAUCUCGGGUCUUGAUCUGCUCUUAGCUUUCAAUGUGGGAAUCGAAGUGCAAGGCAGGUUGCUGCACUUCUCCAGAGAAGCCAGGAAUAUCCCAAGAAGGUUUCACCCACCGGCUGUGGUUGGUACGAUGGGGAGUGCAGCAGCUUGUGCUAAACUGCUAGGUCUUGACCAGCUGGAAUGUAAAAAUGCCUUGGCUAUUGCUGCCUCCUAUGCAGGUGCCCCACUGGCUAAUGCAGCAACCCAAAUAAAGCCCCUCCAUGUUGGGAACGCUGCCAAGCACGGACUGGAAGCAGCUUGCUUAGCUUUACAGGGCCUUCAAGGAAACAAACAGAUCUUGGACAUGGAGUCAGGGAUGGGUGCCUUUUAUACAGACUACAAUCCACAGACUCUGCCAACCCUGCAGUCCUACCCAUGGCUCUUGGACCAGCAAGAUGUGGCCAUCAAACGCUUUCCUGCUCAUCUUGCAACACACUGGGUGGCGGAUGCAGCAUCCUCUGUUAGGAGGAAGCUUGUAGAGAGCAGUGAGAACUUGCUCCCCCUUGAUAAAAUUGAGAAAGUCAUUCUCAAAGUCCCUGAGGUCAAGUAUGUGAACAGACCCAGCCCAGCCUCAGAGCAUGAAGCACGACACUCCUUCCAGUUUGUUGCGUGCUCGGCCUUGCUGGACGGCAGCAUGUCCGUCCAGUCCUUUGCCAGUGAGAACAUUCACCGGCCGGCCUUGUGGGAGCUCCUCUGCAAAACACAGCUGGAGCACCCUCCUGACAACACCCCCAGCUUCGACAGCCUUUACUGCGAAGUGAGUGUCACGCUCCGGGAUGGCAACACGAUCAGCGACCGCUGCACCACCUUCUACGGGCACUGGAGGAAACCUCUGAAAAAGGAAGACUUGGAGAAAAAGUUUCAAUCCAAUGCGCUUGGCAUCCUGCCCACAGAAGCCAUGGAAGGCAUUAUAGAGACUGUGUACAACCUGGAAAGAGUAGAGGACUGUUCUGUAUUAAGUACAUUUCUAUCAGGACAGUCUGCUAGAGCACUUCCAGAUAAGCUGCGCUUCCUUUGAGGGUUCCAGCCCACAGCUACAUGCUCUUCACAAAGCUAAUGCAAAAUUCAGGACAAACUCUUACUUAGUGACUCGAGCACUUUUAAAUAAGACUCCUGUAACACAAGAACCAUAUUCAGUCCAAUAUUGUGCAUUUUGACUUGGUAAAUAAUUUGGUGUUUAUGUGCCCAGCUUAGCCAGGCUGAACAGAAGAUCCUCUGCUGGCACAGCUGACUCCAGCUAUCUUUGUACCUCUAGAGGCAGAGCACUCACUGCUUGCUCAUGGCACAAAAAUCUCCCUGCUCCUCUGCCAAAAAUGUGUGAUUCUGCUUCCAAAUUCUGGAAGAGUAUGAAAGCGCUGCGUCCUUGAAAAUCAUAAUGGUUAGAAGUACAGAGAAUGAAAACCUUUUCAUAAUUAUUUCUGUAGACUUACCUCUACAACCUCCUUGAAGAGUGAACCUGUUACGUCUGAGCGUCGACAUUUGUGCUAAAAUAAACACAGCACAUGCAGCAUGUCAGCUGUCACUGUAGCCAUUGCUCUUGCACUGAGGCAGCAAAGGCCUGGGCCCGGCCUGAUCACACCAGUGCUGAGCACGAGGGACAGCUCCACACUCCUCAUCAUAAAGGCAUUAUUGGCCAGUUCCACCUGUUGGCUGCUCUGUGGUACAGGUCUGUUCCUGUUUCACUCCUGCCCCAGUUCCACGAGACACUGAGCAGGUGACAGCAGUGCAGGUUACUUCAGACCAGCAGAGUGUGGGCUACACUACACUGGGCAGCAGUGACAGAGACCUGUGAGCACCAGAGCACUUCUUACGAGAGACAACUCAGUGUCCACAGUGAACCCAGAUAAUGAAGUCUGGGAAUGUUUUGUUCCUCCAGGAGUACAAAGCCUUGCCAGACUGAGCUUCUAAGAGAAGCUGCCAACCCUUUGUUCACACAUAUAAGAUCAAAGCAUGGUUUCUAAUACAUAGAAAAUUGUCUUCCUCAGGGCACUAAACAAUGU